GUGAAAUCAUCACAUGUGUUGGUGGUAGUACACGCAUGCGCAGAAGACGUGUUUUCAAACGACGGGCGGAAGGCGAACGAGGUUCACUUCACUUGAGCAUCGCAUUUGUUGCCCUUGUCAAAGUUUAACUCUCCACACAUAAGUUUCUCCGAUGGAUCUGGAAACCGGAACGUACGAGCCAGGAUUUGUUGGGAUACGGUUUUGUCAGGAAUGCAACAACAUGUUGUACCCGAAAGAAGACAAGGAGAACCGCGUCCUGCUCUAUGCGUGCAGGAACUGUGACUACCAGCAAGAGGCGGACAACAGCUGCAUAUAUGUCAACAAGAUCACCCACGAGGUCGAUGAGUUGACGCAGAUCAUCGCCGACGUGUCUCAGGACCCGACUCUACCAAGGACAGAGGACCACCCCUGUCCCAAGUGUGGUCACAAGGAGGCAGUGUUCUUCCAGUCGCACAGUAUGAAGGCUGAGGACGCGAUGAGGCUGUACUACGUCUGCACGGCUCCUCACUGCGGACACAGGUGGACAGAGUAAUAAAUCGUGGUGAUGACGAAAGAAGAGACAUUUUUUUAUUCUACCACCUCGGGCAGAGUUUGUCGAUCUGUGUAUGACGUGUUACCAGCUUGUGAAUAUUAUGUACCUACAGUUGUUGUUUUUUUACAGUUGUCAUUUUCAAAUGUGUUUUUUUUUUUUUUUUUAGAUUAAAAGAAUCAGUUGUU
Molecule: messenger RNA, 717 nt
Organism: Scophthalmus maximus (turbot)
Lineage: Eukaryota; Metazoa; Chordata; Actinopteri; Pleuronectiformes; Scophthalmidae
Gene: polr2i
Product: RNA polymerase II subunit I
Exons: 6
Coding region: 152-532 (126 amino acids)
Biological process (GO): transcription initiation at RNA polymerase II promoter; maintenance of transcriptional fidelity during transcription elongation by RNA polymerase II; transcription-coupled nucleotide-excision repair
Cellular component (GO): RNA polymerase II, core complex
Molecular function (GO): DNA-directed RNA polymerase activity; zinc ion binding; nucleic acid binding
Source: RefSeq, a predicted model, not a curated record